AUGCUACGAGCCACAAUCUUUAUCGGACUGAUACUACUUGCCGGUGUUUGGCCAAGCUUGGGGGAGGAAUCCCAGCUUAGAGGAGCAGCGGCAAGAGUUUUCAGUCGAAGGAGAAGAGCAGUUCUAUUUCCACCUGGUUCAUUUGUAAAGUUCACCUGCUCCUUUGCCACUGGCUUGCUGGCAACCUAUCCCAAGGGUAUAUCCUUUGUCCUGGAGGAGGCAGUCUACUUUCCGGUACCAGGAGCUGUAGAUGAUAUUUAUCCCAAAAGGUUUUUGCCAAAGACCACCACCAAGAAGCCGGAGAAGCUACCAGAUACAUAUGUGUAUAUACCCGGCACCGAUUGGCGCUUCAAGGCCCAGACUCUGCCCAAGCCCAAGUGGAGACAGCCGCCUCCAAAGACCCAUCGCAUUGAUGAUGAUAGUUAUGUGAAUCCUUACAAAUGGCAGCAAUGGAAUCAGAAACAGAAGUGGAGCAAGUGGAAAGAGAUAGAUCAAACUAAGGCCAAAUGGUCGAAAUGGACUACACCUUCACCAAAGUGGAAGAACCACAGUACAGCCUGGCAGUCCCACCAUUACUACGGACAUCGCGAUCGCCGAGCACUGUUUGAUCACUUCAUCAAGCUGAGUUCACUCCUCGGCAUUGAUGUCAAGUCCUGCAUAUUGCGUACUAUCUGUGAUAGCAAACGAUUGUUGUUGCCACCAGGGUAUUCCAUGUUUCAGGACAUGCUGCGUGUGGUUUUCACUAUGCCUCGUUUGGAUGGCUUGGAGGAUGAAUAUACUAGUAUUAUGGACAGGGGAGCAGAUGAUUGUGCCUCGGAGUUGAAAAGCAAUUGUAAUAUGAAUUUAUUGAUUUGGUUGCUAAGUGGCAGAGUUGAAUAA
Messenger RNA from Drosophila serrata, 879 nucleotides. RefSeq lists its product as uncharacterized. Lineage: Eukaryota; Metazoa; Arthropoda; Insecta; Diptera; Drosophilidae. The record is from RefSeq and is a predicted model, not a curated record.